Molecule: messenger RNA, 1118 nt
Organism: Linum tenue
Lineage: Eukaryota; Viridiplantae; Streptophyta; Magnoliopsida; Malpighiales; Linaceae
Source: the annotation of a GenBank genome assembly
CAAGUACUCAAACCCUCGCCACUUAACAGUUCAUUCUCUCCUUCCCUUCUGCUUCCUCCGGCAAAUCGUCUGAGAGCUUUCGUCGCUCGAAGUCCUCGGAGAACAGAAACAUGGCUGCCGCUGCUACUGGAGACGUCUCCGUCAAGGCUGGGACCGUCAAGGACGUGUCUCCUCACGAGUUCGUCAAGGCUUAUGCCGCCCACCUCAAGCGAUCUGGCAAGAUCGAGCUUCCCCCAUGGAUCGAUAUUGUGAAGACUGGUAAGCUGAAGGAGCUUGCCCCUUAUGAUCCUGACUGGUAUUACAUUAGAGCUGCCUCAAUGGCAAGGAAGGUUUACUUGAGAGGAGGUCUUGGUGUCGGUGCUUUCCGUAGGAUCUACGGUGGAAGCAAGAGGAACGGAAGCCGCCCUCCUCAUUUCUGCAAAAGCAGUGGUGCUAUUGCUCGCCACAUUCUUCAUCAGCUGCAGCUGAAUAACAUUGUCGAACUCGAACCCGCAGGUGGGAGGAAGAUCACUUCGAAUGGCCAGAGGGAUCUCGACCAAGUCGCUGGGCGGAUUAUGGUUGCUCAUUGAAAGACUCGAAAACGCUGAAGAUGCUUAGCUGAAGCAUGUGAAGGGAGAGGAUUGUUAAAGAGGUUUGAUGUCUAGAUUCCUAGCUUACUUGGUCUUUUUUUGAAAGAUGUGAAUGCUUUGUGGCGGAUAAUAAGUAAAUCAGAUGUAGCGAAUUAUGUGUAAUGUCUUGAGUUUGGCGCUUCUCUCUUGGAGAUGAGCUUUUCUCCUGGUAAGGUUUAAAGGGAAUAUCCAGAUACGGUUGUUUUCAAAGACCAACUGUUGAAAAACCAGACAAAGGUGCUGUGUUUGGAUCUGGAACACAGUGAAUACCUAACACCAAACAGCGCCUAAUCUUCUUCUAUUGGUUUUUACUCGGCAAGAAGGAUUCCUCUAGGUUUGAUGAACAGUAUUUUUCAUUUCAGUUAGGUAGGGGGUGCUGAAUCUGUUCAGUAAAUGAAUCUGUCGUCCUUUUGUCAAUACAAACUCAAGCCUACUUGCUCUUCCUCUAUCUACGACUUCUUGUGAUCUCUCUGUCUCCACUGUUCUUCAAUAACAGAAACAGUUUGGUGC